Messenger RNA from Stegostoma tigrinum, 3529 nucleotides. RefSeq names its product poly (ADP-ribose) glycohydrolase a (gene parga). The coding region runs from base 315 to 3176 and encodes 953 amino acids. Gene Ontology annotation, molecular function: poly(ADP-ribose) glycohydrolase activity. Gene Ontology annotation, cellular component: nucleus; cytoplasm. The record is from RefSeq and is a predicted model, not a curated record. Gene Ontology annotation, biological process: carbohydrate metabolic process; regulation of DNA repair; ATP generation from poly-ADP-D-ribose. NCBI's taxonomy places the organism in Eukaryota, Metazoa, Chordata, Chondrichthyes, Orectolobiformes, Stegostomatidae. The transcript has 18 exons.
GAUCUCCGCAAAGACCCUCUUCUUUGUUUCCGCUCCGUGACGUGAAGUGUGGGUUGGGGUGAGGGUGUGGACGCUUCUCGAAAAUUCCGCGGCGAUCGCGAGAUCUAUCCCACCUCCGCCGCCAUCUUAGUUAUAGCGGGAUCCCAGAGCCUCCCCACCCCCUCUAGCAGCAAAAUAUUCAUCGUCCCCAUCUCCAACCUGCCUGCCUCCCAUUUUUUUGUGCUUUAAUUUAUUUCUGAAGCGUAGUGAUUGAGCUGUGUUUUUUUUAAUUUUCUAAGCAUUACUUUACUUCUCUACCCCUAAACAAAUCAGUCAUGAGCGUAGUGCCAGGCUGCGAGCCCAUGAGCAAAAGACUGAGGCUGGAAGUUGCCCCCCAGCAGCUUUCCCCUUCCAGCAUCUGUCGACGAGAGGAGAGAAGCACUGACUUGCUAUUCCGUAAGAAAGGCCAAAGGCAAAGGUGGGAAGAUUUAGCAACAAGCAAAAGUAAUAGGUUAAAGAUGGACCAUGCCAGCCCUGAACAAAUGCUGCAAGUUAAAGGUGGAAAAUUGGAAGCAACCUCUAAAGUUGGAAAUGUGGACAUACCAACAGUCCAACAUACACAGCAAAGCAGUUCUGCUGAUAUUUCAGAAAAUGAAUCCAAAUACAAUAUAUCCCCAGGGUGCAGUGUGCUGGAAGAGAAAACUGAGAAUCAGAAUUCCAUCGGUUCAGAGGGUGAGAAAUUUAAAUGGACAACUAGAAGUGUGGGCAGAUGCACCUCUGAGAGUGAUACAGAUAAUCAAAAAACACCAAGUACCAAAGUUGAAAACUCUGGUUCUGGAGGGAAUAGUAAGAGCAAAACCCCGGACAAAAAAAAGUGCAAGACACUUGAGGAAUGGGUAAUAAAACCUUCAAGUGCAAAAGUAACAAAAAAUACCACAGCCAUUCAACCUGGUGGGGUAACAACUCUUAAAGAGGAACAUCAUAUUGUUGACCCUAAGGUCACAAAGUCAUUUGAAAAUCCUGUUGACGACAUGUAUGUUGUUCCAGAAAGUCCGAUUUCUGAUUCUGGCUGUGAACAGGAGAUGCCAGGCACAGGUGGAACUGGAAAGCAAGAUGCUGGAGAGAGACACACAAGAAUAUGUCUUUCUGUUAAGAAAGAGACUGAGCCUGUCUUGCCUAUGCAAGUAGAUACAUCAGGUAAUUGUUUCUAUGAAUCAGAAACGGAACUUAAUUGUUUAUCAGCCAAAGUUUCAAAAGAUUUGGAUGACAAUUCACUUACCCAGAAGGUUCACUGUUUCGAUACUCAUUCUGGUAAUAAAAACAUUGAAGAAAUGAUGGAAGUGGAUAAAGGCAUAAAUUACCAAUGUGAAGAUCCACUCUUAAAGGCACAACCAAAGGGAUUUUAUGGUUUGAAGGAUAGAACACAAGAAGUAUUGAAGCCAGAGCUAAAAACAAACCUAUCAACUAGUUCGUCUUCACAGGUGGGAAAUUGGAAGGGACCCCAAAAGGCAUUGAGAAAAAUCACAGAUCAUUUUGAGUACCUGGACAGGAAGUCAUGCAAGUUGAACAGAAGAGAACAUUCUGCAGUGGAAGGAAAAAGACCUUAUGUUGGGAAAUACCCUGCGGAUAUCACAUGGCUUGGAACUCCAAUCGUUGAGAUGCAUCGAACACCAGAAUGCAGCAGUGCGUUGCCACCUUUAAGACCAUCUAGCAAUCACUCAGUGACUAUCCGAACAGACCUUUUGAAAAGUGGUGAAGUCCCUCGACCCUAUCCCACAUAUUUUAAUGAUGUCUGGGAUGACAAGCAUGUGAGAAUGCCCUGCUCUGUUCAAAAUCUUUUUCCGGUUGAAAAUGAGGAUGGAAGCAAGAACGUGAGUAGUCGAUGGGAGUUAAUUCGAACAGCGCUGCUGAGAAAGUUUACUAACUCCGAGGAUGUGAAGGAUGCAAUACUGAAGUAUAAUGCAGGAUAUGCCAAGAAAUGGGACUUCAGUACCCUGAAUUACCUUUGUAGUAAGCUUUUAAAUGACGUUGAAACACAGCACCUUCUUCAGUUCCUUCUACCUGAAAUGGCUGAAUUGGCUCUACAAUUGCCAACUCUUUGUACCAAGCCGAUACCACUACUUAAACGGAAGAUGAAUCACUCCAUCACAAUGUCACAAGAACAAAUAGCUUGCCUUCUGGCCAAUGCCUUCUUUUGCACAUUCCCUCGACGCAAUAACAAAGGCAAACAUGAAUAUUCUAACUUCCCGGACAUAAACUUUAAGAAAUUGUUUGAAGGAUCUUCACACAAGAAAGCUGAAAAGCUUAAAACACUUUUUUGUUAUUUCAGAAAAGUCACAGAAGAAAAACCCACAGGCUUAGUAACAUUUCAGCGACAGUGUCUACAUGACUUCCCUGAGUGGGAAAGGUCCACGGAGAAGCUGACCAAACUGCACAUUACGUAUGAAGGAACAAUCGAAGACAAUGGUUGUGGCAUGCUUCAGGUUGACUUUGCAAACAAAAAUGUUGGAGGUGGUGUCACAGGUGCUGGACUUGUCCAGGAAGAAAUCCGCUUUUUGAUAAACCCUGAACUCAUUGUUUCACGGCUGUUUACAGAGGCUCUGGAUGACAAUGAAUGUCUCAUUGUUACAGGUACCGAGCAAUACUCUGUCUACAAAGGCUACGCAGAUACAUACAAAUGGACUGGACAGUACAAUGACAAGAUUCCAAGAGAUACUUGGCAGAGGUGCAACACAGAAAUUGUAGCUAUCGAUGCAUUACCUUUCAGAUGUUACUUAGAUCAAUUUUCUCCAUGCAAUUUAAAACGAGAAAUUAAUAAGGCUUACUGUGGUUUUGUGCGACCAUGCAUAGAUCCCAAGAAUCUUCCAGCAGUGGCCACAGGGAACUGGGGGUGUGGAGCUUUCGGUGGUGAUGCCAGGUUAAAAUCUUUAUUGCAAAUGAUGGCAGCAGCAGAAGCAGGACGAGAUGUGGUUUAUUUCACCUUCGGAGACCGAGAAUUAAUGAUUGAGAUAUAUGAGAUGCACAAAUUCCUAACUGAGAAAGAGCAAACUGUUGGCCAAAUCUACAAGCUUUUGGAGCGAUAUUACAGCGAAGUGUGCCGAUCUUAUUCCUUUUCAAAACCACACAUUAAACUCUACAGCUUCAUUUAUGAUUCUGUAGCCUUAUACACAGAUUCUACAGAUGAGGAUGGUGAAUGAUGGCUUUUCUAGGUCCUUGUAAAGACUUCCUUUGAAAUCAUGGGGCAGCUGAGCUUUUUAGCACAACAUGAGAACUAUGCUUGCAAAUGUUUCUGAGCUGAUAGGCCCAUACCUCAAUAAAAUUCAUCCCAAAGCAUUGUCCAUUAUUCAAAAGAACUAUUUCUGAAAUAUUUUUGUUAGCAGUGUUUGCUAGUGCUAGAAAUCAAGCCUAAAGUGGUGCAAAUUGAAAUUUCAGGUAUAAAAAUCAUUUUGGACAAAUGACUGAUGGAUGAAAUAUAUAUCCACUCCAUAUAUAAUACAUAUCUUCUUCAUACUUUAUGCAAUUAUAAUAAAAGGACAGUUGCCAAUAUAAA